ACUUUUGCCGUCCUCGCGUAGAAAUGACCAGUUUUGUGCGUGUAAUUGAUAAAAUUUGUAGACUCUGCUUAUCGGAAAAUGAAGCAAUUCUACUGCCAACAUCACAGGUCAUCGAUUCAACACUGACCGUCGAUGAUAUUGAGCGAUGUACCGGCGUACGGGUGGAAGAGGAACACGUGACGUACGUGAUUUGCGAACCGUGCCACAAUAAGCUGCAAAAAUUUACCGCCUACCGAUACUUCUGCUUAAGCAAUGACGAGCGCUUCCGGGAACUGUUUUCAGCGCUGUGCGCAAGUGAGCGAGAUUCGGAGGCUAAACCACCGAGUGCGAUGUCCGAACACAGCUACUUCCGAAUGGACGAUGACAGUGAGUACGUGAUUAGCUACGCCAAACCAUCGGAUGAUGGUUAUGAAGAAGCAAUCGAGGCGUUUGGGCUCGAGGAACAUCUAGAGCCGGAAGAGCAUGUUGAAAUACUCGAACCAACGGAGCAGCAGAACAGUGACGAGGGAUUGGACUGGUGGUCCGCCACUACACCACCAUUACCGUCCGAAGCCGAACCUUUCACAGAGGAGCUGGAAGAGAUUGAGCCUCCGGUGAAACCAAAGAAACCACGGAAACCGUACGUGCGACGGGCGACGAUUGGUAAAGAGCAGGAUAGUUCGGUGAAAAAACCGCGGGUGUAUAAGAAGCGAGCAAAUCGAAACAAGCUGCCCAAGAAGCUGUGCACGGUGUGUGGUAAGUUUGUGGCCCACUUGAACCAUCACCUUCUAUCGCACACAAAGGAACGAAGGUUCCCUUGCACAUACUGUCCGAGGGCUUUCAGUCGCAGCUCGUUAUUGAAGGUGCACGUAGAAACGGUACAUCUGAAGAAGACGGCCAAGAGCUGUGAGCUGUGCGAUAGGAGCUUUUCGUACAAAUCCAGCUACACGAUCCACAUGCGAGCUGCACAUGAUAUUGGCGAAUGGUACGAAUGCAAGCUUUGCGAUCUUAAAUUUCGGCAUCCGGGAGGCUUGCGGGGUCACAACAAUCGCAAGCACAAUGUGGCGAGCAACUGCGAAUGCACAAUCUGUGGCAUGAUCUUUCAGGACAAUAUUGGACUGAAGAAACAUGGCCGAGUGCACUCGAACGAACAACCGUUUGCGUGUCGCUACUGUCCGAAGCGUUUCAAAAGCCCGAACGCGCAUCGGGCACACGAGCUGAUUCACCAGGGUGUCGUGUUCACGUGUGAGUACUGUGAGAAAACCUAUCGGUACAAAUCGUUGCUGAAUAUGCAUGUGAAAAAAGAGCACAAGAAGCAGGUGGCGAAAAGCGAGAGAAAAAAAGCUUUGGCCAACACACAAUCGUAAGAUAAGUUAAAUUAAAAAUUACCAUAAUGCUGUUAAAGCAUUGCGCAGUACGCUCAUUUACUGUAUGAAUGUUGAUGUGAAUUUCUCUAUGACUAAAUUAAUAAAAUAACAAUUAAUUUCUAUUGGGAAUGUCCAAUA
Molecule: messenger RNA, 1484 nt
Organism: Anopheles arabiensis
Lineage: Eukaryota; Metazoa; Arthropoda; Insecta; Diptera; Culicidae
Product: zinc finger protein 90-like
Exons: 4
Coding region: 24-1346 (440 amino acids)
Cellular component (GO): nucleus
Molecular function (GO): zinc ion binding
Source: RefSeq, a predicted model, not a curated record